Messenger RNA from Cataglyphis hispanica, 2017 nucleotides. It is a transcript of the gene hfw, whose product is annotated as protein halfway. Gene Ontology annotation, molecular function: voltage-gated potassium channel activity; potassium channel activator activity; transmembrane transporter binding. The transcript has 8 exons. Gene Ontology annotation, cellular component: voltage-gated potassium channel complex. The coding region runs from base 464 to 1939 and encodes 491 amino acids. The record is from RefSeq and is a predicted model, not a curated record. NCBI's taxonomy places the organism in Eukaryota, Metazoa, Arthropoda, Insecta, Hymenoptera, Formicidae.
UACAAUAGUCUUCGCGCAUGGUGCGAUAAUGAAUCGCGAUUGUCGAUAAGCUGAUAACAACGCAUACAGGCGCGAUUGCCUUCCUCCCUCCCGUUUAUCGCUUAAUUGACGCACUCGCGCGCAUCAAGAAAGUGUAAUGAACGCGCGCGAACCCUCGACCGAGCAAUUUCGACUCAUCAACAGGUCAACUCAAGCGACCCGAGGUGGCUGAAUGAGACCACAGUUAAAUGAAUUAAUUCAUUUGUGUUACCCGAUAGUGUGAGGUCUUUACGAGUAAUCAAGUAUGCUCAUUGAAUUAUAGUCCGAGGAAAACACGCUGUUACAUCACGUUAAUUACACGACGUUCUCUCUCGCAAACGACGCACCGCUAUUAUACAGAGUAGCGCUUUGUACAAAAUAAUUUAUUAAGGUAUCAUAUCAUUUGUUCAGACGUGAAUUAUAUGACGGAGCAAUUAAUGUUAAGAUGCAGUGGUUAGUCAUGAUAAUGUGCCUAUAUGCUGGAGUAGCUAGCGCACGUACAGAGGAGGAAGAUCAACAGCAGGCGUCGAAUGGAGUCUCAAGUUCUCUUCCAGAACGAUGUUUUUAUAGGCAGCCAAUAGACUGUCCUGAUAAAGCUAACUGCACGAGGAUCACACUUGUGAAUGAACCCAAUAGCGACGGUGCACUUUGCUGUAAUACAGAUAAACAGGCUUUAGAACAAGGUCUUCGUGAGAUAAAAUUUUAUCUUUCAAAUAUAACGCAUGUACAUAUACGUAAUGCAACUUUGGAUGUAUUUAACGCAAGCGAAACUCGUUGGAGGACACUGAAAUCUCUGGCCAUAACUGAUGGCAGAAUCAGAAAGGUACAUGGGCAAUUUCUCAUAAUGACGCCCACACAGUGCCUGAAUCUCUCUAAUAAUGCGCUCAUGGAAAUAGAAAAUAAUUCGCUGACACGAUUAGUGCAGCUCACCACUUUGGAUCUAUCUUAUAAUAAACUGACUCAUCUUCCAGCUUUGAAUACAAUGAAUGGUCGAGAAUUUUGGUUAGACAUUUCAGGAACAAAUACACUUUCGUGCCAUGAUGUAUAUCAAUAUAUCAAUAAAACGGGCGAAAAGCAAAUCACUUUUAAUCGCGAAAAUGAGACAGUGUGUUCUUCCUUGGCGACGUGGCAUUGGUUCAACACCACCGAACGCGUACCUCUUACGCAAGUGCUUUAUCUCAGUUCGUUGCAAACGGAAUGUCCAAAAGGUGAUACCUGGCAAUGUCAAUGUGAUAUUAAAAGACUGGAUAUUAUCGAGGGCAAGCCACCUACUCAUGCUGUAAAUGUUGACUGCAGUGGAAUGCAAUUGACAGAAUUACCUGAGAAAUUGCCACAAAAUACAAUAGCACUUAAUGUUUCCUAUAAUAAUAUCACUGUUCUAGAUGACCUGAGCACUAAUCCGUGUUACGAAGAUUUACGAGAGUUUUAUGCAGAUUACAAUAAUAUUUCUUCAAUAAACAAACUGGAGGGUUCAAAGUUUCUGGAUAAUUAUGCUUUGCUGAGCUUACGAUAUAAUAAAAUUAAAUCACUGCCAACAUACAUAUUAAGUCCAAGCGCACAUCAUAAGAAUUUCCUGAGUUCAAGAAACCUGGUUAGACUAGGAGGCAAUAAAUUGCAUUGCGACUGUAAUACUGCAAAGUAUUUAAAGGCCUGGUUGCAAACACGAAUAUUAGAUGCUGAUGAAGUAAUGUGUGAAAAUGUAAAGGAAAAAGUUAUUGAUCUAGAGCCAUCAAAGAUGUGUGUGUAUCCAGGAGACUGGACGGAUUAUAUAUAUUAUAUUAUUGCUACCGAGGUGAUACUUUUAAUAGGCUUGAUAGCCAAAGUGUCAUAUGAUUAUUGGGUAUUCAAGACAGCAGGAUAUCUUCCAUGGCCAGCGAAUAAAAUGCCAAAAUUACCAUGUGAUUGGCUGUUUGAAACGUAGAUAGUGUUAUAAUUACUAAUGAGAUGAUUUACUAACAUGCAAUGAAACGAAAAUCCAAUAAAAAAAAUAAGAUACUUU